Molecule: messenger RNA, 1471 nt
Organism: Penaeus vannamei (Pacific white shrimp)
Lineage: Eukaryota; Metazoa; Arthropoda; Malacostraca; Decapoda; Penaeidae
Source: RefSeq, a predicted model, not a curated record
CAAAGAAGCCGUACACACCGACAAUGGAGUUGUGAGGGAAUAAUAUUUGCCAGUUAUUAACGUAAACGUACUUUUUAGCAACAUCACCACUAUAAUAACAAGUGAUAAGUCAUGGAUGAAAUAGAGGAACGUCUUAGGGAAGUGUGGAGGACAGGACAAGACCUAGGACUCCUCGACACCGACAUUGAAAAUGUGAUUCGUGCGGUGUUGGAAGAGGCGAAGGAUAGAGAAAAUAAACUACAGGAAACGGAUGAGGGACAAGAACCCGUAGGAGAAAGAAGAUGUUGGAUUGUGUGGAGAGUUGUGAGAUUUUGGCUGAGGUUUUCACUGGUGUUGGUCUUCCUCGGGGUCGCAGCCUUCGCUCUCAUCUCGCUGCACAACCCGACGAGGAAGUUCGUGACGCGGAAUAUUCAGGACGCGAUUUAUCCCUUCAUGACGACGCUGAGGGUUGUCACGCUGCCCCUCCUCUCGGCCUUUCCCUGGAUGAGCCGCUGGUACUCUGAGGAAUGUCUAGUCCAGAACCCCCUUUAUGACCAGCCUAAUGUGGACUGUACCCCUUGUGGGGUUGACCUCGAAUAUGCUCCAGUCUCCAAUCUCCAGAACUUCACUGACUUUUACUAUAACAAUGGAAAGUUUGUGGUAGUAGUGGAUGCACUUCAGCCUGGGAAGGGUGUAUCUUGGGCCACACUAGUCGCACAGAUCAACAUCUGCAAGGAGGAGGAGAUUGGGUCAUGGACAUUAACCCCCCAAAGAGAUGGGCCAUGUGAUUAUAAUGAUACUUUGGUGAAGGGAGUCCUCCCUGCCCCUGAGUCUCAUGUUGAAUGGAAGAUUUUCCGAAUAGAGACACUUCACGUUAUCCGUCAAUUCUUCCCUAGAGUUUACUUUGUGCCUCAAGACACAGAAGUGGCACUUCACCGACACAUUUUCGUAGAUGGGACUGAGUCUAAGUCCUACACUUUGCCACUUACAGAAUUUGCGAAUGUAGUGGUUGUCCAGGGAGAAGGAGAGAGUGUGUUCAAGCUAGAACCUUCACCUCAUUGUCGUGAUGCUUGUCCUCCUGUCACUGUUCAUCUAGAGACAUCACAGGUGUUGUUUUUUAACUGGAUUUUUUGGCGACCUGCCAGAGUGGGUGGCAAAAAUGUCUCAACGAUUUUUAUGAGUUCCUUUUACUGAGUCCAUAAGACUUAUUUUGUGAUUUGUAAUAUGUGAAUUAAGCAUCAGAAAGACUGCAGUGUUUUAAAAACUCAGCAAGUCUGGUGAUGUAGGUAUGGUAGAUUGUGAUGUAAAUGUAAAUUGUCUAUAGUGUGUGUAUUUAUUUUUUUAAUUUGUAGAUAUGUGUAUCUUAAAAUGUAAUUAAAAAUUAUUUCUUAUACUAGAGCUCUUUCCACAGUUCCUGAUACUGUAGGUCUAUGAAGUGGAUUUUGGUCUGUCAGUAUCUAAAAUACACAUCAAUAAAUUGUACAUACAAAUU